AUGGCGCCUCAUCCCUUGGGUGCGCCCACCAUCCAAGUGCCCCGAGAGACCCAGCAGCCUUUCUCCGGAGCCUCGGACAAUGAAGUGCUCAGCUCCAAAUCCACCCCACCAAGCCCCACUCUCAUGCCGAGGGACUGUUCCGAAGCAGAAGCGGGUGACGGCCGAGGGACCUCGCGGAAGCUCCGCGCAAAGCGUGGAGGGCGCAACCGGCUCAAGAGCGAGUUGGCACUGAGCAAGCAGCGACGAAGCCGGCGCAAGAAGGCCAAUGACCGGGAGCGCAAUCGCAUGCACAACCUCAACUCGGCCCUGGACGCGCUGCGAGGUGUCCUGCCCACCUUCCCGGAUGACGCCAAGCUUACAAAGAUCGAGACGCUGCGCUUUGCCCACAACUACAUCUGGGCACUGACUCAGACGCUGCGCAUAGCGGACCACAGCUUCUACGGGACGGAGCCCCCUGUGCCCUGUGGGGAGCUGGGCAGCCCCGGAGGUGGCUCCAAUGGGGACUGGGCCUCUCUCUACUCCCCAGUUUCUCAAGCUGGCAGCCUGAGCCCUACCGCCUCACUGGAGGAGUUCCCUGGCCUGCAGGUGCCCAGCUCCCCCUCCUGUCUGCUCCCGGGCGCACUGGUGUUCUCAGACUUCUUGUGAAGAGACCUGUCUGGCUCUGGGUGGUGGGUGCUGGCGGAAAGGGAGGAGGCCAGAGCCUCUGAGGUGGGAAGUAGUGGAGGCCCUCAAGCGUCCAUGCUCCUUCUGGCUCUCACUAUCUGGAUCCCUGGCCCACUCACUGGUUCAACCAGGCUCUCCUCGCAGCACCCUGGCUGCUGCCCAUGCACAGCGGGCAUUGAAGGCUGCUGUCUUCUUAAAUCUCCUUCUGGGCAGCAACCUCAAACUCUCGUUCAAAGCGGAUGAGAACGGUAGCACCCCACAGUUGGAGACUCCCCCACUUCCUGGUGACCCUGCUCUCAUUCAAAUCUGUCGGCCUCUGACCAUCGCUUUCUCCAGGGUGGCCUAAUCCAGUGUUGGGUCUCACUGCACCGGCUCUCUUCAUCUAGCUCCUGCUCACCUACCUUGCUCCAUAGACAAUGCGCAUCCUCUCUGCUGCCCGUCAAAUACGGGGUUUCCGGGCCUCUCCAUUCUGCCUUAAUCCACGAAGGUGAUCAUCUGCCUUCUCCUUCUGCACUUUUUGAGUCUUUACC
Peromyscus leucopus (white-footed mouse) is the source of this 1193-nucleotide messenger RNA. It is a transcript of the gene Neurog3, whose product is annotated as neurogenin 3. Gene Ontology annotation, molecular function: protein dimerization activity. The coding region runs from base 1 to 645 and encodes 214 amino acids. The transcript has a single exon. The record is from RefSeq and is a predicted model, not a curated record. Lineage: Eukaryota; Metazoa; Chordata; Mammalia; Rodentia; Cricetidae.